CGAAGAGUGAGGUGUGUGCUUGAGGGAGUGGCAACGGACGGUGGUCGGCGGCGGGCAUUCUUAUUGGGUCUUGUUGGUGAAUGUGGUGGCGCUGGUUCUGGCUGUGCCUGAAAAUGAUUUAUAAGCUAUUCUGCUGUUCGGUGAGUCUCGUCUUCUUCUGCUUCAAUGUGUUGUGGUUCUUCUGCAAUCUGGCGAUUCCGUGGUGCACACUCACCCUGCUCAUCAUUUGUGUGGCAUCGAAAUUCGUCAAGCUUCAGCGCAGCCCCAACGAAAAGCGUUUACUCAGUCUCCUCAACACGCCAGACGAUUGGCCCAAUUAUUGGCCCAUCGCGAAUCGUGGUGCCGGCUACGAUGCGCCCGAAAACUCAAAGGCAGCUCUCAAAAAGUGCCUCGCACGUGGCUAUCGCAAUGUCCUUGUGGAUGCCGGUAUAACUGCCUGCAACGAAAUUGUCAUUGCCAAUCGUCUGACUGUGGAGCGUGCCGGCCUAACGGGCAACCUGUCGCAUCAUACGCUCCAUGAACUGCAGCAACUUAGCAUCACAGAGCACCAUCCUAUGGGCUCUCAGUACGAAACGGAGUCUGUUGCCACACUAAAGCAGCUUGCCGAUUUUCUGGAGGAUCAGUGGACUUCGCCCACUUUGUUUCUGAAUCUGCAGGACACAAGCGCCGCUAUGAUUGAUCAAUUGCAGAAGUUUAUGGCUGCAAAUGAAACGUUUACGCAGCGCACAGUUGUCAUUAGUCGGUCGCCGCUGGCCAUUUAUCAGUUGCGCAAAUUGAGGCCUGAAAUCAUAUGUGGUCUUUGGCAUGAGAGCUGUCUAUCGCUGUCUAUACUUAAAUCCUCAACGCUGAUUACCUCAAUUUAUGGCGCAAUCUUGCGUAAUAUUAUUGCGCCUGUAAUUGGCAUUAGUGUCGUGUUUCUCAACAAGGAAGAAUUCAACUUCCACAUCGGCGAUCUGUGGCGCAAUGUGGGCGUUCGUCCAAUUGUGUACAUGGUGAAUUCGCCCAACGAGAAACGCUAUUUUCAGAAAACAAUGAAAACGCAAUACCUCACGGACUCAUUGCGCUCCGAGCCGCAUCUCUUGAUGAAAGCCUAAAAAACGAAGCAUAUAUAAAUUUAAGAAAGGAAAAAAAAAGAAGGAAAACAAAACACACGC
Drosophila grimshawi is the source of this 1154-nucleotide messenger RNA. Its product is annotated as glycerophosphodiester phosphodiesterase 1. The record is from RefSeq and is a predicted model, not a curated record. Gene Ontology annotation, molecular function: phosphoric diester hydrolase activity. NCBI's taxonomy places the organism in Eukaryota, Metazoa, Arthropoda, Insecta, Diptera, Drosophilidae. The coding region runs from base 81 to 1094 and encodes 337 amino acids. The transcript has 6 exons. Gene Ontology annotation, biological process: lipid metabolic process.